Messenger RNA from Huiozyma naganishii CBS 8797, 570 nucleotides. RefSeq names its product Cue1p (gene CUE1). The coding region runs from base 1 to 570 and encodes 189 amino acids. The record is from RefSeq and is a predicted model, not a curated record. The transcript has a single exon. Gene Ontology annotation, molecular function: ubiquitin binding. NCBI's taxonomy places the organism in Eukaryota, Fungi, Ascomycota, Saccharomycetes, Saccharomycetales, Saccharomycetaceae.
AUGAACUCUGCCUUGACAGCAGCUAUUACGUUCGUAGUAGGGUUCCUCGUCGUGAAAUGGUUCCUCAACAGCUCGGAAUCUCACCCGUCGACUAAAAGGCUCGCAACAGACCAACAACCGGCAACGAACGCAAACGUCGCGGCAGGUAGGGACAGAGCAAACCGUGCCUCCGCAAGGGCACUAGAGGUACAGGUCCAAAGAGUGCAGGCCGUGGCCACCAGUAUGUCCCCGGAUCAGAUCAGAGCAGCACUGAACCAGAACCAGGGGUCCGUCGAGACCGUCGUGGAGAGAUACUUCAACGGCGAGUUCCCUGUCCAGGCGCAACCACAGACGGACCGCGGGGUUCAACCGGGAAGCGGGACCUCCUCGGACCCGAGGAAAAGAUCCAACAUCAAGCCGGACAACCUCAUGGUCAAGUUCGACGUCCACGACUCGGACCAGUUCGACGAAAACGUGCCCUUCAACGAACUCGACUUGAAACAGAGAAAGAGGUACAUGGUGUGGAAGGCAAGACAGACCAUGAAACAGACUUUGCAGUCCGAUAAGCAACUCGCAUCUCUAAUAGACUAA